This is a messenger RNA of Bactrocera tryoni, 1133 nucleotides long. RefSeq names its product cuticle protein 16.5. The record is from RefSeq and is a predicted model, not a curated record. The coding region runs from base 556 to 900 and encodes 114 amino acids. NCBI's taxonomy places the organism in Eukaryota, Metazoa, Arthropoda, Insecta, Diptera, Tephritidae. The transcript is spliced from 2 exons.
CACAUCGCUGAGCCUUGACUGGCGCUCAAUCCACACUUCGGCCCACAUCGGGCGCAGGGCAUAAUGGGAGCUCUUAUUUCGUCCGUAUGUGUGCAUAACAAUUUUUGGCAAACAAACGGGCUUUGUGGAUCGAAGCUCUGUUCUGUAGAACAACGGCGGGUGGACAUGCGGUGGAAGGGCGACUGAAAAGAUUCGCAAAAUGCGCGACAAGUAGAAAUGCAAAAUAAACCAAUGACGUUGCCCACAACGCGCUUAUUAAGGCAAUUGGAAUUAAAAGUGUAUUAAAUACAUUUACGACUGUGUGCGUGAUGUUACCAGAUCUACUGCAUACACAUAAAUAUUCAAAACAAAAAAUAUUAAAUAAAACAAAGCAUUUAAUUUAAAUAUUUUGGCGGGCAGAUGGAUAAUGUUCACGGCAUUUACUGGCAGGCGUUGAGUUGCUGCUAAAAUAUGCUUAGUCUGGUAUAUAAGCUGGCUAGAUUUUUUUGUAGAAUCGUAGUACAACUUCAGCACUUCGCUAGUUAGCAACUUCGCAGCAAACAAACAACAAUCAAAAUGUUCAAAUCGUGUGUUCUUUUCGCCGUUUUCGCUUUGAUCGCCUGCGCUUCAGCUAAGCCCGCCGUGGUCGCCUACAGCGCUCCAGCUGUGGUUACCGCUCAGAGCUCGCAAUACAUUGCACGCAAUUACAAUGGUGUUGCUGCUGCCCCCGUCGUCGCCGCCGCCUACACCGCACCCGCCGUAGCUGCCGCUCCCGUUGCCGCCGCAUACACCGCCCCAGUUGCUGCUGCCUACACCGCCCCGGUUGCAUACAGUGCUCCCGUUGCCGCAGCUUACAGCGCUCCAGUCGCUUCUUACGCCAAUUAUUACCCUUACAACGCCGCUUACACCGUGGCUUACUAAAUGUUGGAUCGAAUGUGGAAAGUAAAUCCAUUAUGCUACUCAGGGCUAAUUCUAAAUGAACAAAAUGGAAUAAGGCAGCUAAAUUGGACUCUAGCUAAGGAAAAAGUUCGUCUAACAGAUAAAUUAUAUAGUUUGUGAUCAUUUUAGAGAUUUGUAACCAGUUUUUUGGCCGCAUACCUGCAUUGUACAUUGUUAAUAGGCUAUAUAAAUGGAAUAAUAUAAAUCCUCCAAAA